AUGAAGUACAGCACUGAUCCAGAAAAAUUGGCGCAACUAAUCAAGCCCUUUGGAUAUCAGCAAUUAACCGAGAAAGGAUUACGACGUGCCUACAAUCUGGGUAAUCUAAUCAGGGCUCAAUACCCCACGCUUUUAGGGGGGAAAUACAAUGAGAGCCAGGUCUACCUUCGGUCCACUGAUAUCACGCGGACGAAGAUGACCUUGCUGGCUGCCUUGGCAGCUGUCUACCCACCAGCUCAGGAGUGGCAGAAGGGUUUAAAUUGGACUCCUGUUCCGUAUACCACGGUUCCAGAAGAAAUUGAUUUCAAUCGAGCGCUAAAUAGCUGUAAGACCUUUAUGACAGAAGUAAAACAAAUGUACAAAUUAAAUUACCCUGAAAUGAUUAAGUAUAAGAAAAUUUUGGAGUUAGUUAUGACGCACCUACAUUUAGAUAUGAAUCUAGUCGACAAACCUCUGUAUAUUAAUAAGAUUUACAACGUUUUCAUGUCCCAGAUAUCAUUAGGUCUAGACCUCCCCGAAGACCUGAAAGAGAACCUAACAGAGAUAAAAAAAGCCGCUGAUGCCGCUUUCGCCGUUCUAUACCGGGACAAUAAGAGGGGUUCUAUAUUGCCGUAUGAAUCUGGUGUCCUCCUAAAUGAGUUUUUUAAUUACGCACAAAUGAUGAUUAAUAAUAUCACAACACAAGCAAUGAGAAUAUAUUCCGCCCAUCAUGAAAACGUUUAUGCGUUUUCGAAAAUCUCCAGAACAGAUAUAGGAGGAAUGCCCGAUUAUGGUGCAACUUUCGCUCUGAAUUUACGCAAAGAAAAGUACACCGACAAUUUUAUUGUUGAGCCUGUGUUUUAUGUACCAAGCUUACAAGACAAUUAUCAAUUGAAAUCUUUAGUAGUGGAUGGAUGUGGGAACCCAUGUUACUAUAGCACUUUUGAGAAUCUUACGAAGAAAUAUGCUUGGCAUUACGACACUUGGAGAAGCAACUGCCAUUGA
Molecule: messenger RNA, 984 nt
Organism: Amyelois transitella
Lineage: Eukaryota; Metazoa; Arthropoda; Insecta; Lepidoptera; Pyralidae
Product: testicular acid phosphatase homolog
Exons: 6
Coding region: 1-984 (327 amino acids)
Biological process (GO): dephosphorylation
Molecular function (GO): phosphatase activity
Source: RefSeq, a predicted model, not a curated record